AUGACAACAUAUGCCAUUCAUAAUGGGAGGGAUUUAAAGUUUAUAAAAAAUGACAAACUAAGAGUGAGAGUUAAAUGCAAGGAAGGUUGUGAGUGGUUUGCCUAUUGUGCAAAGCUACCUGAUGAAGAUACAUGGCAACUUAGGAAACUAGUUGACACACAUUCAUGUAAUAGAGAGUAUAAGGUCAAAUUUACGAGAUCAAGUUGGCUCGGGAAAAGAUUGUACUCAACAAUUAAAGAGAACCCGAACAUAAAAAUUACAGAUAUUUCUAACAAGGUUCAUCAAAAGUGGAAUGCUGGAGUAAGUAAGAUGAAGGCAUUCAGGGCACGUAGGGUUGCAAUUGAUAUGGUUGAUGGAUCAUUCAUAGAGCAAUAUAUAAGAUUACCAAUAAUUGGUCUCGAUGGUUGUUUCCUUAAAGGGUAUUAUGGGGGUAUGAUUCUUGCUGCUGUAGGUAGAGAUCCAAAUGACCAAAUGCUUCCAAUUGCCCUGGCUGUAGUUGAAGGUGAGACAAGAGAUUCAUGGACUUGGUUCCUUAAAUUAUUAAUUGAUGACUUGGGUGGACAACAAGCAUGCAAGUCCUACACCUUCAUAUUUGAUCAGCAAAAGGGACUAUUUCCUGCAAUGGAUGAGUUGCUUCCUGGGGUGGAACAAAGAUUUUGUGUAAGACACCUCUAUAACAACUUCAGAAAAAUUCACCCAGGAAAGAAGCUUAAGGAAUUGAUGUGGAAGGCAACCAAGUCAACAUAUCAUCAAGCAUGGGAAAGAGAAAUGAAAGAGUUGAGGAAAGUUAACGAAGAGGCCUACAAAUAUUUAGUGAAGAUUCCUCCAAGGUAUGCUGAUGAAAAUAUAUUUGGAGUUAGUAACAUCAACCACACAGGAGACAAGUUUAUGGCGAAAGACAUAUGCGGCAUGUUACCGACCUGUUAUUUACCAACAAAUGGACAAAAUAUAUGGGCUCAAACUCCAUAUCCUAAUGUCCUGUCGCCACCAUCAAGAAGGCUUCCAGGAAGGCCCAAAAGGUCAAGGAACAAAGAUGGCGAUGAAAAAAAAUAA
Messenger RNA from Cicer arietinum (chickpea), 1053 nucleotides. RefSeq lists its product as uncharacterized. Lineage: Eukaryota; Viridiplantae; Streptophyta; Magnoliopsida; Fabales; Fabaceae. The record is from RefSeq and is a predicted model, not a curated record.